This is a messenger RNA of Glarea lozoyensis ATCC 20868, 1599 nucleotides long. RefSeq lists its product as uncharacterized. The record is from RefSeq and is a predicted model, not a curated record. The coding region runs from base 1 to 1599 and encodes 532 amino acids. NCBI's taxonomy places the organism in Eukaryota, Fungi, Ascomycota, Leotiomycetes, Helotiales, Helotiaceae. The transcript has a single exon.
AUGCCCUCAAGCACAGCGUUUGUCGUCGAGGGAGGAAAGGCAGCCGUUCAAUCAUUCCAACCCUGCCAUAUAUUCGGUGAUGGCGACAUCUACGGAGUUGGCGUGCGCGUCAGCUUUUACAUCCAGUUCUUCUCUUCAAUCGCUGCGCUUGCCGCCAACAUUGACGAAUGCAUCACACUGUCAACAAACACAUUAACCAUCAUCGGCAUGGCGCUGUGGAUAAACCUCAUGGUCAAUUCGACUGGAGAUACCCUGGUCAUUUUGGAUUGGGUCAUUAUCCUUAGCAUCAUCGCAUUUCUUCCAUUCUAUGCCAUCUGGCGCCCCUCCCAUUAUCUUUUCAAUGCGUUGCGUUCUACAAAGGCAGCAGAAAAUCUUAGAAAGCAAGAGGCCCCGGUGCAACAAGCCAUCAAUCAGUUGGUAGAAAUCGAAUACCAGGAAUACCAACUUGUCCAAUUGUGGAGCGCUGGUGAGGACGAUCAGGGCAGACUGUGGGUGAAGUACCAGCAGGCCGUUAGAGCCUACAUUGCAACUAUAACAAUCGAACUUGGCGAUGCAAACGUAGCGACACCCACCUUCAAUAACGGCUUUGUACCUAUCUCCACACUUGAGGACUAUCUCGAUCACUAUCUGCAAAAGAAUGACGCAAAUGAUAUAGAUGGCGCGGAUUUGGCUCUGCGCCUCUUUCUACAGAAGAUCACCCAUGAUAUGCGGAAAUUACUCGCAGAAAUGUACGCAGAGAUAUUAGGUUCUGCAAUAAUCAGUCACGGCUUCGUGUUGCUAACGUGGAGUGCAUACCUCUUAUCAACUCCAUGGCUUUUUUUCAACGGUUUCGACAAUGGCAGGAAAGAGAGUUGCACAAUCAAAACAAUGGACGUUUUCUUUAUCCCAAUCAGCAUUUAUAGCCGCGGCCACCUUAUAUGGCUUCGGGUAUCUUCGGUGGCGUUGAGUAUAGCAGCAGCGUCGGGCAUACUUUAUGGCUUAAGUUUGAUAUACAUCGGUAUCACACAACUCCUCAAAGAAUUAAGAGACGCACCCAAAAUCCGAAGGGCGCGAAGAGAUGUCACUGUACGCACAAACCCGCCGGCAAGCACAGCCAGCACCGAAGGCCAAGGUGAUGAAGCCCAAGCUAAGUUGCUUGACGAAUUGAGAGCCGACGCAUUUUGGGACGAGUUUUCGAAUGACGAGCUGCGUCUCUUACGUCUUUACUGGAAUUGGGCCUUGCCAAUAUGCUUGUCAAUAGCAAUUGGUACGAUAAUUCUUGUGGAGGUGACGAUCCGGUAUGUAAACCAUAUCGACCUGAGUCGCUCAUCAAUCACAACACCAAGCCAACUUUAUCCCCUACUCCUGAGCAUAUUUUCAGCAGUCCCAGUAUUCUUGGAGACGAUAAAUAAAUUCAUUACGGAUGAUGAGUUCAGGGACCAAUGGAAGAAGGCUUGGAUUUUUUACCGGAUUUUUGGCAAGAAAGAAAGUGUAAACCCCAAUCAAGUCACCGACCCAGCCGAGAAUCCACCACAAAUGAGAACCGCAAGCAAUGACUCAUUAAUCAUACGCGCAGAGGAAGGUAGACGAAGUGAAGAGCCACGGACAAGAGUUGUCUGA